AUGGCGUCCAUGCGGGAGGCUGCACAACUCUACGGACAAGCUGAGUCCGCGAUACGUGAUGAGCAGUUCCAGGACUGCAUUGCGGCAGCUGAGAAAGCCGUGCAGAUCUUUCAUGGCAUGGGAGCUGAAGGUGCCUCGGGCCUCAUUGAUGCCCUGUACAUCCUGGUCGAUGCUCAUCGGCAGAUGGCAACCACUAUGCAGGAGAAGCCACAAAAUGCUUUGUCCAUUAGCGGACAGUACUUAGAGAAGUUCCGAGUGAGCAAGAAUCGGCGCGGGGAGGCCGCGAUGCUCUUGUCCUUAGCUGAGAUCAACCACGACAAGCGCGGUAGAAAAAAACGACAAGAGGCCCUCGAAACUGCGGCAGAGGCGUUGAGGAUUUUUGUGGAGAUCAACGACAGGAAGUUCGAGGUUCUUACAUUGAUAGUCACAGGAAUGGCACACUACAAGUUCUUCAUGUACGAUGCUAUGUUGGAGGAGGCGCAACGGAGCCUGGACAUAGCAGAGCAGUUGGGUGAUAAAUUCCUGACUGCAAAAGCGCAGAAUCUCACAGGUCUCGCCUUUAGCUCUCAGAGGAAAAUCGAUGAGGCGAUGGAGAGAGGUAGAGCUGCCUUGGCCUUGUGGCGUGAACUCGGAAUGAAGCGACAAGAAGCAAUCCAAACACAUGCCAUGGCUGGCUGGCUGCUCUACAGCCGGUGGCCAAAAAAGGCCUUGGCACUCGCAGAACAGGCACCCAAGGGGGCAACUCAAGGACAGUCUUGGAAAGCAUCAGAAACUGUGCGAUUAUACAAGUGUAAGCGUCUCUGUAGUGAUUCUGCCAGACCUUGCAAACCCUUCGUGAAGUCGGCCCAGCUGGCAUUCCUUCGGGCGCAAAGCACCGCAGAGAGGAAAGCUAUUGCUGUCGGAGUUGCGGUGGCUGCUGCAUGCUGUCUCCAGCGGCACUUGAAUUUUGUGCCUGGGCCUCGGCAUGCUGCUCCAGUGGCCGCAGCAGCAGCCAGCAUGAUGAUGGCUCCUGCGGCUUUUGCUGAUGAGAUCGGCGAUGCUGCAAAGAAGCUUGGGGAUGCUUCCUACUCUUUUGCCAAGGAAGUGGACUGGAACAAUGGCAUUUUCCUGCAGGCCCCUGGCAAGUUUCAGCCCUUGGAAGCUUUGAAAGCCAUUGACAAGAUGAUCGAAAUGGGGGCAGCCGCAGAUCCAAAGCUUCUAAAGGAGGCAGCAGAAGCACAUCACAAGGCCAUCGGGAGCAUCAGCGGGCCAAAUGGUGUGACUUCGCGUGCUGACUGGGAUGCCGUGAAUGCAGCCCUUGGCCGUGUAAUCGCUUCAGUCCCCAAAGCAAAGGUCAUGGCUGUUUACGAUUCAGUGAAAGCCAUCACGGACCCCGGAGUGCCAGCUUACAUGAAGUCCUUGGUGAACGGACCUGAUGCCGAAAAGGCCUACCAAGGAUUCCUGGAAUUCAAGGAUGUUGUUGAAAAGAACCAGGUGGCCACGGCCAGUGCUCCUGCAGUUGUGCCUUCCGGAGACAAAAUUGGUGAAGCUGCAAAAGCGUUGUCCGAUGCAUCCUAUCCUUUCAUCAAGGACAUCGAUUGGCUGUCGGACGUUUACCUGAAGCCGCUGCCCGGCAAGACUGCCCCAGAGACGCUGCAAGCCAUUGACAAGAUGAUCGUGAUGGGCGCCAAGAUGGAUGGCAACCUCUUGAAGGCAGCAGCAGAGGCACACCACAAGGCCAUUGGCAGCAUUGAUGCCACUGGUGUGACGUCCGCGGCCGACUACGAAGCUGUGAAUGCAGCCAUUGGGCGCUUGGUGGCAUCCGUGCCCAAGACUACCGUGAUGGAUGUGUACAAUUCUAUGGCCAAGGUCGUUGAUUCCAGCGUCCCCAACAACAUGUUCUCGAAGGUGAAUCCAUUGGAUGCAGUGGCUGCUGCCAAGGGUUUCUACACCUUCAAAGAUGUUGUGGAGGCUUCCCAGCGCUGAAGGUAAAGACCAUCAGCAUGAAUCGUGAAGAUUCGACGUUGCUUCAACAUGCUUUAACAGAACACUUUUUUAUAAAUGUAUAGAUGUAUAGUCAAUAGUUACAGACAUCUGUGCUAGUUUCUUGACGAGGCCGGAGUCUCUGGAGCAAAUG
Cladocopium goreaui is the source of this 2116-nucleotide messenger RNA. Lineage: Eukaryota; Dinophyceae; Suessiales; Symbiodiniaceae. The record is from the annotation of a GenBank genome assembly.